Protopolystoma xenopodis is the source of this 315-nucleotide messenger RNA. The record is from the annotation of a GenBank genome assembly. Lineage: Eukaryota; Metazoa; Platyhelminthes; Monogenea; Polystomatidea; Polystomatidae.
AUGAUGAGUGUGAAGCGCUUUUUGAGCAAUCUUGCCGGCAAAAAUCAAUCAACUGCGUCUGUUGCUAAACUCACUAUUGCAUUUUACGCAGCCCAGAUACGUAGCUUGCUGCGGCAAUCUGUGGUGGAGGGUGCAAAGAGGAGAAUUGCAUCCUCUGACCCCUCACGAAAGCCCGGCAUGGCUAUGACUGAGACUGGGAAUGUGACCGAUUCGGGUUACACACCGGCCGCAUUUGCUCGGCUCGAGGGGGCUCGACUAAAUACAUCGACGGAUAGAAACUGUAGUCAACCUGAUAAGUUAACUAAUUACCAAUGA